AUGUCCACUCUAGCCCUUCCACCGGACUUCAAGUCCCCAGUUACGGCGCAAGAUCAGGAAAAAGUUGCUGCGCAAUACAACAUCAAAAUUGAACCGGGCGCCCAGGAAGACGCAUACCUGCUCCUCCUUCAAUCCGCUGAAGCCCUCCACAGGAGCCUCAAAGACACAACCGAUUUCCUUCACCCGGACCUUGCACCCGUCCCUACAACAACGCCGCGAGAAUUCCGAAAACUGCGCGAAGCGGAGAACCCGCUUAAUGCAUGGAGUCAUGUAUCGGACAUAGCAGCCGCUAACCCAACUAGCUCUUUACUAGCUGGUCGAACUGUCGUUGUGAAAGAUAAUGUCUCCGUCGCUGGGCUACCGACGACACUUGGUAUACCCGCCUGGUUGCACUCAAAGGACGGGGAGUAUAAGCCCUCCAAUAUAGAUGCGACGGUUGUUUGCAGAUUGCUUUUGGCUGGAGCUACAUUGAAGGGAACGGCCGUUUGCGAGUCGUACUCCGCUGCCCCGGUGUCCUUUACAUCUGCUACAGGGUCAGUUCAUAAUCCCUGGGCGCGGGGACAUACGGCGGGCGGAAGCAGCAGUGGGUGCGCGGCGUUGAUAGGGAAGAAGGCCGUUCUUGAGGAGUCUGGUGCAGUGAUCAACGGCACCACCGAUGGCUCUCCUACGGUUGAACUUGCGGUUGGAGGAGACCAAGGCGGAUCCAUUCGCCUCCCUGCUGCGUAUACCGGGAUCUACGGUCUCAAGCCGACACACGGUCUUAUUCCAUACACGGGCGCCAUUUCAUUGACACCGAUGAUCGACCACCUUGGCCCGAUGGCGACGAAGCUUGAGGACAUUGCGGUUAUGUUGCAGGUCAUGGCUGGUUACGACGGUCUCGAUGCUCGGAUGACUCCCGAGUCGCCCAUGCCAGACCAAGUAAAGGACUACCCAUCUCUCCUAGCCGACUUCAUCAGCACAGCCAAGGACAAAUCAUCCCCGAAGCCUGUGAUGACAAUCGGCCUCCUGAAAGAAGCCUUCGACUUCCCCGGCCUCUCCCCCGAAGUCCGAGAUACCGUUCUCCAAAACGCAAGAGAAUAUUUCACAGCCGCCGGCGCAGAAGUCACCGAAGUGUCCGUCCCCAUGCACCGCGAAGCCCCCGCAAUCUGGACCGUCGCCGCACGAACCGCUCUAGCAGACUUUGGCCUUGCAUCGCGUCCACCGGGAUACCUCUCCUACCUACCCGAGCACAUCGACACGCAGUGGCCUCCAUCCCAGGAAAUGUUCGACCACCUGACCGCCGGAAAUCCAACCAUCAUGAACCUCAUCUUCAGCACGGACUAUCUCCGCGAGACGUUCGGGACGGCGGUGGAAUUCAAAGCGCACCGGAAAGUCUUUGAGCUGCGCGCUGCGUAUAAUGCUGUCCUGGCCGAUGUCGAUGUGCUUAUUACGCCGACUGUGCCCACCGUUGCGUUUGAGUUCCCGCCGAGCACGAAGGGGGGUACGGAGCUUGGGGAUAUUGCUGAGAGGGUCAAGGCGGCGGUGGGGUUGAGUUAUAAUACUUGCGCUUUUAAUGUUACGGGGCAUCCGGCGAUGAAUGUGCCUUGUGGGUUUGGGAAUGGAGGGAGUGAGGGGAAGAAGUUGCCUAUUGGUAUGCAGGUUAUUGGUAAGAGGUGGGAUGAUGAAGCGGUGCUUAAGGCGGCAGCGUUGUUUGAGAUGGGGAGGGAUUGGGAAUGA
Messenger RNA from Aspergillus mulundensis, 1716 nucleotides. RefSeq lists its product as uncharacterized. Gene Ontology annotation, molecular function: catalytic activity. The transcript is spliced from 2 exons. NCBI's taxonomy places the organism in Eukaryota, Fungi, Ascomycota, Eurotiomycetes, Eurotiales, Aspergillaceae. Bases 1 to 1716 code for a protein of 571 amino acids. The record is from RefSeq and is a predicted model, not a curated record.